GUGAACAUACGACUUGCGAGGAUAUACCCAUGUAUCAUUUAACUUGUACGUAUGUGUGUACAUAUUGUAUAAAUGUAGGAUUAUCCACUGUUGCCUGAUGCCAUUGUAUUCAUAGGUUAUGCAACAUGUAUGCAUAGAUUAUAGAUGCGGAUGUUUUCAAAUCAUGUUUUUUAGUCAGGGAUCUCUACGCUCCCCUUUUUUAACACGCGACAUGCACUACUGUAAUUUUAGAUGUUUCGAGAUUUCAAGAUAACGGAAUCGUAUCGCGUUAAUGCGUUUAUUAGUCUGCGAUAUAAUUCGCUUUUUAGAGAGGUGACACGAGGUCACUUCACGCCAUGUCGCGCGACACCAUUCCACGGCACUUCGCGCUACGUCACGCCACGCCAUACCACGCGUGCCACGAUGGUUACGGCGUCUCGUGACGUCACGAAAGCGGGAGUGAGGUUAUGUGUGCUAGCGAGAUUAUUUUUGCGUAUGCCGGCACCCGCAAUCUCAGAAGUGGCCUCUCGCUCGUUGACAACUGCGGAAGGUGGUGCGCGGUCUCGCACCGAUUAAAACGGCUUAAAAACGUGCGUUUCCGCGGGCUUCUCUCAUUAAAGCUUAGAUUUUAAAGGGGAAUCGUCCAGUGCAUCGUCAGCCGGAAGUGCAUCGGGAAGAGGGUUCAGGGAAAAGGGAAAGAAAUUCUUCGGAAUUACCUUCCACCUGCACGAUGAGCAAUCGAAGAGGACGAGCUAUCGCAAGCAUUCCCUUGGAAAGCCUAAAACGCAAUCCGGAAAACGACCAAAGUAUUAAGUGAACUCGGCCAAGGCUACAAAUAAGAUAUUUUAGAAAUCGGAUAUUCCAUCCCGCCAUGUUCAAGAAACGGAAACGUUUCCAACGAGGGACUACUCGUUCGGAUAUCCGUGAUAAGGAUUUCCUUCUUUGAGGAGGAGGAACGAUGGACGAAUUUUAUAUGACAAACAAUGCGACUCGUUCGAAAUUUCGGAAGAAUCGGACCCAGAAAAGUGGACCAGCGUGCGGAAAACUGCAUUGAGGAGGACAGUAUUUAGGAAAACAAUGCAGGAGCUCCUGUCGCGACGUUUGGAAAGGGCUUUGCAAGGCUGAUAAGACGAUUCACCUGGAAUUCCUGAUUCCGCCCACGAUACAUAGACUUGGUCAAUGCACACGUGGAAUGCAAACCCGGAUCGAGGUUGAUUCCAGCGAGCGUAAAUCUGGGGUUUCAGCGCUAAUAAUUCUGCGAUAAUUCAAUGAACGGAGACGAUAGCGGCAAUCAAGGGGGCCGAUAUUGAGCGCAUCUUUUUUUCUCUCUCUCUCUUUCGCUCGCAGAGACGCGAGGUAUCGGCGGAGAUAACGAGUGGAGAGCGUGAUAAGGACAUGCCGUGUUGCGUCGGCGAAAUGGGCGAGCGAUCGCGGACGAAUCGCACGGUUAAGAGUUACCACGCUUCGCUGGGAAAGUACCUCGGUGUGUGGUUUGAAAUUCAAAGAUCACAUGUUGUACUGUUAACUCGUGUACUCGAAGAGGACGUUGAAGAGAUCAGCGAAGGCGUAACCGGGUAAAAGUUGCGCGGGAAUUAAGGGAUUUAAGAUAUAAGAAAAAAGUAAACUCGAAUGUGCGCGGUGUUACCGUGCGUGGCCGAAGAAGACGAUGAAGAGACACGUAAAAAAAGCGCGACCGCGCGAAAGUGCUCGGGAUGAGAGAAGAGAGGAAAGAAGCGUACAGCGAGAUCUCUUGUAAUCUCGAGAAGAGAGAGGGAGAGGUCUUCUCCAAGAAGAAGGUCCUUGCGGAAGAGCAGAGAUCCUGAUGGAAGUUCCGGUCGGCCCUGGGGGCGCGUCCUGGGUCCAGCAGGGAUUCGCUUCGGAAAAAGGAAGGCCUCCCUCGGGACGCGCAUCUUUAGGCUCCAAGGGAGAGUCUGGACCUCUCCUGACCAGAUAUCGGCAGACAAGGUUUAGCACUAGGAGAGUCAGGAAGAGGGUCGUCUUCAAGCAUGGGGACUGCAACGUCGUGCAGGGAAAUGUCGCGAAGCGACGUCGUCGAUAUUUGCAGGACAUUUUCACCACUUUGGUGGACGCUCAGUGGAGGUGGACCCUGUUGGUCUUCGCGAUGAACUUCCUCCUAUCCUGGCUGGGUUUUGCCUUUAUCUGGUGGCUUAUCGUGUACAGCCAUGGAGACCUUGACCCUGAAAACUUCAACGACCCAAACGUGACUUUUACCCCGUGUGUCAGGGACAUCCACGGGUUCACAGGGUGUUUCCUAUUCUCCGUGGAAACGCAGCACACGAUCGGGUACGGCUCGAAGCACACGACGGAGGAGUGUCCCGAGGCGAUCUUCAUCAUGUGCAUCCAGUCGAUGACCGGAGUCAUUCUUCAGGCCUUCAUGGUGGGCAUCGUCUUCGCCAAAUUGUCCAGGCCGAAGAAGAGGACCCAGACCCUCCUGUUCUCCAGAAAUGCCGUGAUCUGCCAGAGAGAUGGACAGCCUUGUCUCAUGUUCCGGGUGGGAGACAUGAGGAAGAGCCACAUCAUCGAGGCUCACGUCAGGGCGCAGAUGAUCAAGAGGAAGGUGACCAGGGAAGGAGAACUGCUGCCCUUCUUCCAGACCGAACUUAAGGUCGGCGGCGAUGGGGAGGAGGACAAGAUUUUGUUCAUCUGGCCCACCACUAUUGUUCACAAAAUCGAUGAACAAUCGCCACUUUAUCAUCUCUCAGCCAGCGACAUGCUUCGCGAGAGGUUCGAAAUCGUCGUGAUCCUGGAAGGAGUGAUCGAGUCUACCGGGAUGACAACUCAGGCGAGGAGCUCUUAUCUACCUUCUGAAAUCCUUUGGGGUCAUAGGUUUGAGAACAUCAUCACGUUUCGUAAAGAAACCGGCGAGUACGAAGUCAAUUACACUCUUUUCAACAAUACUUACGAGGUCGACACGCCGCUUUGCUCGGCAGCGAAGCUGGCAGAGUUUCGAGCCGAACACAGAAUAAAAGAUCGCACGAGCUCGGCGCUUUUCCGGGCGUUCCGCGACGAUUCCAGCAGCUCGAUGACCGGAAGUUCGGGGUCCAGCAUCGCGUCUUCCAUGGGAGGAUUGCACAUGCAAUCGACGAUACCACCGACGCCCAUUCCCGUGAUGAUUACCGGUCCCGAUGACUCUCCAAGACGUGGCAGCAUAAAUGCCCCGACCGACGAGAGGCUCGCCACGUUCUACACCCUGGACGAGACGACGGAGCCUGGGGAAGCCGCAGUCACGAGCUUCACCGUAGGAGAUCCGAGUAACCAGGAGGACUACAACAAGGUCCUCGAGGACAUUAACGCGAGUUUCAGGAAGAACCGGAAGCCGAACAUUCCAGGGAAGGAGGAGAGGAGGCUUCACAGAGAAGGUUCUAGGGUUACCUUGGAGUCCAGGAGGAACGACUCCAGGUCGACCCUGGAGGGCCUGAAGAGGUCCUCGUCGAGGAUAACCCCGGAUGGCCAAGGCCACGCCAUGGGGAGGUCGCCUUCGAGGUCGACGUUGGACUCCAGGCACACGAGGUUCGCCGAUUCUCCAGACCGGACUCGCCGUUCUCCAGCUCCUCCAGGUUUGCAGAGGACCGGCACGUUGGAGAACCAGAGACUCAAGCCUGAGGAACACAAAAGGACGGACACCGUGCUGGAACAGGAUGAGAAAGAGGGGACGAACCAGAGUCAGGACCCCGAAGAGGUUUCGAUGUCACCUCCACCUAUCGGCCGGGAAGUCAGUCCGAAAAGGCACGACCAUCGGGCCCAUCCUCAUGCCCAUUCCCAUCAUGCCCAUCGCCAUCCUCCGCAACGUCAGAAUGCGACAUUACGGGAAGAGGUCUAGAUUCGAGGCUCGGCCGAAAGGAGCAGAGAGUGCGGCGAGAAAGCGAGAUGUCCGAGAAAGCGAUCCCCGAAGCGGCCUCGAGGACGAAGACGCGGAAUUCCUGGAGAACCUCUCGAAUC
Messenger RNA from Orussus abietinus, 3939 nucleotides. RefSeq names its product G protein-activated inward rectifier potassium channel 3. Gene Ontology annotation, cellular component: plasma membrane. The record is from RefSeq and is a predicted model, not a curated record. The transcript has 11 exons. Bases 1802 to 3820 code for a protein of 672 amino acids. NCBI's taxonomy places the organism in Eukaryota, Metazoa, Arthropoda, Insecta, Hymenoptera, Orussidae. Gene Ontology annotation, biological process: regulation of monoatomic ion transmembrane transport; potassium ion import across plasma membrane. Gene Ontology annotation, molecular function: inward rectifier potassium channel activity.